Molecule: messenger RNA, 2079 nt
Organism: Labeo rohita (rohu)
Lineage: Eukaryota; Metazoa; Chordata; Actinopteri; Cypriniformes; Cyprinidae
Gene: siae
Product: sialic acid acetylesterase
Exons: 10
Coding region: 64-1602 (512 amino acids)
Biological process (GO): carbohydrate metabolic process
Molecular function (GO): sialate O-acetylesterase activity
Source: RefSeq, a predicted model, not a curated record
CCAUGAACCAAAUACUGCCCGCAAUAAGUAAACGCACUUCCUUCUUUUGAUUCAGUUGGAGAGAUGCUGUCGACGGUUACUAUCUUGCUCGUUUUGAGCGCAUUUGCCAGUGUUUUAUCGGCAGAAGAGUUUAGGUUUUCUUCUUAUUAUGGGAAUCACAUGGUUCUGCAGAAGGCCCCAGCCAAAGCAUUCGUGUGGGGAUAUGGACAGACAGGCGCCAAGGUUGUGGUGUCAUUGUCAGGAGCAAACAAAGAGGAGCAAAUCUCUGCAAAAUCUGCUGUUAUCAAUGGUAUUUGGCGUGCAGCUCUCAAACCUGUAGAGGCUGGUGGUCCCUACAAUUUGACUGCAUCUCAGAGCAUAACUAAUAGCUCAAUCACACUCACAGAUGUGCUCUUUGGAGACACCUGGUUAUGUAGUGGACAAAGUAACAUGGCGUUCACUGUUGGACAAGUGAUUAAUGCAACAGAGGAGCUGGCCUUGGCCUCUAAGUACACAAAUGUGAGGAUCUUCCAGGCUGCCUUGGAGAAGAGCGAAGAGGAACUAACUGAUCUUGCCAGAGUAGAAGUUCCUUGGUCCCGACCAACGGCGAAAUUGCUUGGUGGAAAGGCGUUCACCCAUUUCUCUGCAGUUUGCUGGCUCUUUGGCCGCUAUCUCUAUGAAACACUGAAGUAUCCCAUAGGGCUAGUACACUCGAGUUGGGGAGGCACACCUGUGGAGGCCUGGUCAUCUCCACGGGCACUUCACAAGUGUGGACUGAUGAACAGUCAAUUCCUUGUAAAAAGUAACUUCUGGGAGAAUGCCUCUACUAAAUGGAACAGUUCGGUGCUCUGGAAUGCCAUGAUCCAUCCAUUACUCAACAUGACCAUAACAGGAGCCAUAUGGUACCAAGGUGAGGCUAAUGCAAACUACAACAGGGAUAAAUACAACUGCUCUUUUCCUGUGAUGAUUGACGACUGGAGGAUGGCUUUCCAUAAAGGCUCAGGUGGCCAAACUGCACUACACUUCCCUUUUGGAUUCGUACAGCUAAGCACAUAUCACAAGAGCGAUUCGCAAGAUGGGUUCAGAGAAAUACGCUGGCAUCAGACCGCAGACUAUGGCUUUGCCCCUAAUAAACGCAUGAAGAACACCUUCAUGGCUGUUGCUAUUGAUGUACCUGAUGAAAGGUCCCCCUGGGGCAGUAUUCACCCAGAGGAUAAAGAGGAUGUGGCAUACAGACUUGUGCUAGGGGCAAGAGCUGUCGCCUAUGGGGAGAAGAAUGUAUCUUUCCAAGGACCUUUCCCUACUCAGGCCAUGCUCAAACAGGAUUUCAUUAGCAUUGUGUUCGAUCAGGGUAUUAAUGCCAUUCCUGAUGAUGGAUUUUUUUUUGAGGUCUGCUGCUCUGAGGAUAAGACAUGUGAAUCAGAUAACAAAUGGUUGCCUGUUCCCAUUGAAAAAUGUGGCUUUGAUUAUGUCCUUGUAUCAAAACCAAAAUGUGAUGCUGAUAUUAUAGGUGUGCGUUAUCUCUGGACAGACUGGCCUUGUAACUUCAAAGCCUGCCCCAUCUACAGCUCUGAUGGACUUUUGCCUGCACCACCGUUCAUCCUGUCCAUAACAAACCAGUGACCAAUAUCAGUAUACUGAAACAUCAUAUUUAGAAAUUGUCUCUUAAUAUCAUAUAGCAAUGAUUCUCAAUCCUGGUCCUGGGGGCCCACUCCACAUUUUGUAUGCCUCUAAUGUCUGCAUGCUAGUUUGGUUGAUAGAGCUCUCUGCUAAUGAGCCAAUGAUCUGAAUCAGGUGUGUUGUAUAAGGAAAACAUAUAAAAUACGGGUCCUCAGGACCAGGAUUGAAAAACAAUAAUCAUGCGAAUGUCUAAAAUGCUUAUUACAUUUAUUAAGGGAGAUUUUGAAUGAAUGAACUUCUUCAAAUGUUUUUGAUUGACAUAAUCUAAUAUGUUUGUAUUGUGAACUCCUUGAUUGAAAAGCUAUUUGCCAUUACCUCACCCCCAGUUUAAUCAGAUUGCACUUUAGAUGUACCCUUUUUUGAAAGGUCAUAGUAAGUUUACUUUUUAUGUGGCAUAACAUUAAAGAUUUUGUAUUGAUA